UGAACUGUUUGAAUAUUUCUGUAGACGUGUCUGCCAAAAAAAUCGAUUUUGUACUUGAAAAUAGCCAAGUUAAGAGAUUUUGAGGUCUUCUAAAGCACACAGACAGACAGACAGACAGUAUUCACUCUACAACAGGUCACCAUGUACUUUGAUGCCAUCACUGCAGAACACACCCCUUCCAACCCGGAAGUUACUGUAUCACAGUCGGUAGAAGUCAUCGAUGAAUCAUCACAUAUGAGCACUGAUGUCCCAGUUCUGCGUACUGUCAAUCUGACAGACAUUCUUCACCAGACGGCUGCAGAAUCCAUUGUCAUUGCGUCAAUUGAAGAUGAGAGUAGCUCAGCACCUACAACACUUUCUAGCCCUGAUAUUAAUGUUACAUCUUCUCCAAGCAACGCGACAUCUGUGUUUUCAGUGAGUGACAUCAAUAUAGUAGAUGGGGAGAUGCCACUUAUCCUGAUUCAGACAGUGCCGCCAGACAGCUGUGUCGUGAAUGAGGUGGAGACAGAAGACCAUCAAGAGGAUGUUGAAACCAGUAAUGAUUCUCUGGCAGAAAAAACACCACCAAAAAAGAAGAAAAAGAAAAAGCAACAACAGAGUAAAAGCCUGCAGUGUUCUUCUUGUAGUCAAGUCUAUUCAAGUCAAACUGGGUUAAUAAACCACAUGAAAAUACACAGUGGAGAGCACAGGUGUGUGACCUGCAACAGGACUUUCACCAGGACGGAUCGACUUCACCAGCACAUGAAAGCAGUACACAACUCAACUAUAACGCCAACAUGCAAUAACUGUAGGCAACCAUUUGAGAACAAUGCAGAACUGAAGAAACACAACAUGACAAGUUGUCCAGUAAAACGCUUUGAAUGCAGUGAUUGUGACAAGAAAUUCAGACGAAAGGAGCAGCUUAUAGUCCAUGCUCGUAUACAUACUGGUGAGAAGCCCUUUAAAUGCCCAGACUGUGACAAGGCCUUCCGUGGACAUGUCAUGCUUAAACAACACCAAGCUAUCCAUUCAGGAGUCAGACGGCACCAGUGUAAACACUGUGGGGAAGUAUUUCUAUGGCUUUCCGCUCUUUCGAAGCAUGUCAAGACGAAGACUUGCAUCAGGCRUAGUAAUAAAAUAAUUGCUAAACAAAAUAGGAGGGUAGAAAAUGAACAGAAUGAUAGUGAACAAAAUGGGGAAGAAAGUACAGAAUAUUCUGGAGAUAUAGUUACUGCUGCCAUGGAGUUGUCUAAUAUAGAUGCCACUCCUCAAGCUAACGCUGACGAUAGAGAAGAAGAGUCCCAAUCCAGUGUGGCUCCUGAGUCAUCCAACAGUGCACCUCAAGCCAGUAGUGAUGACAGUACUGAAUUUGUAGCCAUUGAAUCGUCUGCAUUCACUCCUCAAGAUAAAAGUGAUGAAAAUGAUGCUGAGAAUAUCGUACAAUCUGGCGAUGAGGAAGAUGACAUCGACUCUUCUCAGCAACUAGAAAAUGCUACCUUUGCAGCCUUCUCUAAUUCAUCUGAUGUAGUGAGCAGUAUUCAUCAAUGCCCACAUUGCUCUCGCUUAUUUUCCAGCAUCUUCUUUCUGGAGCGACAUAUCUCACUACAUGCUGCUGAAUCAACGUUUGAAUGUGUAGCGUGCGACAAAGUUUUCACUACAAAGCGCCAGCUUGACGGGCACACCAAAUUAAUGCAUGGUUCUACUGGUCCACAAGAAUGUCCACGGUGCGGUAAAGAAUGCGAGAGCAAGAAAGCCUUGUUACUUCACAAAAACAGUGACUGUACAUCCACACCUUUUAAGUGCAGUUCCUGCGACAAAACAUUCAAACGAAAAUCCAAUUUGGUUAUUCACGAGAGAAUACAUACUCAAGAAAACCCAUAUGAGUGUAGAGUGUGCAAAAAAGGUUUCCGAAGCAAGACAUACCUAAAUCGACACAUGGUGAUACACUCCGAAGACAGACCAUAUAUGUGUGAGCAGUGUGAUAAGACAUACAAGAGACCUGAGCAGUUGGCUUCACACCUAAAGACCCAUGACCGAGAACCGGUUGUCUAUAAAUGUGAUGAAUGUGACCGGGAAUUCAAUCGCUAUGGUGCUCUUUUUUUCCAUAUGAAGAGUCAUAGGGCUGCUAAAAACACUCGAGAGAAGCGCCACUCCUGUACGGUUUGCGACAAGAGUUUCUUUAAUAAAUCUCAUUUAAGCAGACACAUGAAUAUGCAUACUGACACUAGGCCAUAUCCAUGCUCUCACUGCGACAAGGCAUUUCGUACCACAAGCGAUAGAAACAACCAUGAAAAAACACACUUGAAGGAAAAACAGUCUUACGAGUGUGAAGAAUGUGGCAAGGAAUUUCAGCGGCUUUGCUCUUAUUCCACCCACAUGAAGUAUCAUUCUGGUUUUAAGCGGAAUGCUUCCCAAGGCACCGAACUGUUCUCUUGUGAUAUUUGUGAUAAAGCUUUCUCCCUGAAAAGAAACCUUACAAAACAUCUUAAGACCCAUACGAGUGAGGCAUUGUCUCCACCUACCUUUUGCAGAGAAGCCUAUGUAAGCUCAGCUCAGCUAUCGGAAGGUUCAGAAUCACAAGAAGGCAAGCAGUUUACCUGUGAGCAAUGUAACAAGGUAUUCUUGAGAGAGUCCAGUUACAAUACCCAUUUAAGGUUCCAUGAAAGUCCAGAACCCCUGGAGUGUGAACACUGCGAUGAAAUGUUCAUCUCUUUAGGGCACCUGGAUAUCCAUAUGAGAAAACACAAUGACCAAGGGUCUCACAAGUGUGAAGAGUGCAGUAAAACCUUCCGUUCAAGUGCACUUCUAUCAAGGCACAAGUUGAUCCACAGACCCAAAACAUUCCGCUGUGCAGUCUGCGACAAGUAUUUUAUAACUUCAUCACAGUUAUCCCGCCACAAGAUCCAACACACGAAGGAGCCCGAGUACUUCAAAUGUGACCAGUGUGAUAAAGUAUUUACUAAAAUGUCCAGCUACAAAGCUCAUAUCAGGUUCCAUGAGAGUUUGGAGCCAUUGCAGUGCGAGUUCUGUGACCAAAUCUUCUUUUCUGUUGGGCGUCUGACAACCCAUUCGAGGAUUCACAAUAGUGAAGGGACACACAAAUGUACUGAAUGUGACAAGACAUUUCUCUUAAGUGAGGCUCUCUCUAGGCAUUUAACCUUGCAUAAAGAAAAGACAUUUGCCUGUGAAAUUUGUGAGAAAACCUUCCUGACUGCCRCAAAAUUAGCCACACAUUCCAAAACGCAUCAAAAUGGCAAGAAUACUUUUACUUGCUCAAUUUGCAACAAGGAUUUCGAUAGACAUUCUAGUUAUAAGACACACCUACGAUUCCAUGAGAGUUCAGAGCCAGUAGAAUGCACUAUAUGUAAUGCUGUUUUCCCAUCUCUUGGCCUUCUAGACGUCCAUCAAAGGACACACAACACAGAUGGCUCUUUCAAAUGUCUCGAGUGUGACAGAACUUUCCGAUUUAAAGAUGGUCUGACAAGGCACGAAUUAAUUCACAAGGAAAAGACCCUCUGUUGUUCGGUGUGCGAUAAAAAGUUUAGAACCACACAGCAAUUGGCGAAACACGAGAAGGUGCAUUCGUUCGAAAAAGAGGAAGUGACUUGUGAGGUAUGUGGGAAGGUGUUUGAUAGAAUGACAAGCUACAAUUCCCACAUGAGGCACCAUGAAGGAACAAAACCUGUAGAAUGCCAAUAUUGCGAUGCAGUUUUCUAUUCAUUUGGUAAAUUGGACAUCCACAUAAGGUCCCACAAUAGUGAGGGGACAUUCAAAUGUGAUGUGUGUGAAAAAACAUUUCUGUCUCAUAAAUGCCUUGCAAGACAUCGCUCAACCCAUAUGGAAAAGAAAUUCCAGUGCUCAAUCUGUGAAAUGAGUUUUAAGUCUAGAGCUAAUCUCAGAAAACACUCCAAGCGUCACACACGGGUUGAUGAACAGCUUGAGUGUGAAGAGUGUGGUAAGGUAUUUAACCAAAUUUCUAGCUACAAGACCCAUUCACRAACACACGAAAGCUCAGAACCUAUCAAGUGCUCCUACUGUGAAGCAUCCUUUGUUUCUUGGAGCCUUCUAGAUGCUCACAUGAGAACCCACAACAGCGAGGGAAGCCACAUAUGCGCUGUAUGUGACAAGCCAUUUAGAUCAAAAGUUCAUCUUGCAAGACAUCAGAAAAUCCACAAACUCAGGCCUUUCCUUUGCCAGAACUGCAAAAUGAAUUUCAAAACCUCAUCCAGCUUGUCGGAGCACCUAUCCCGAAAGCAUUCAGGUGAUGAGGAAAAAGAAAGACAUAGUACUCAAAUAAAAUCUCUCAAAAAGCCAAUCAAAUGUACGCUCUGUGACAAGUUAUUCGUUUCCAUACUGGAGCACAGCCUCCAUGUGAGAAUGCAUAGCAGAGAGAAGCCAUUCAAGUGUACUCACUGCAACAAAGGGUUUGAUAAUGAGGCUGACUGCAACGUGCACACCGCUAGUCACCAAGAAAAGAGUCAAAGUGGCCGACCACUAAGAGGCAUCAGAACACAACACAAUCAAAACAAACCCACGCUCAAGUGUUUAACUUGUAAAAAAGUAUUCCGGUCCAAGUUAAGUUUCAUUAUACACAAAAGAAGUCACAAGACACCUCCUAGUGCAAAGACCACAACGACCAGGACAGGGAGCAAGACACAGUCAGUGCGCACAACCCGGUCGUCCAACAAGUCCAAUAUCAACUCGCCAACCCAGUCACCAAAGAAAACAGAUGCUACUGGCCAAAGGGUGGAAUGUCCUGAAUGCGGAAAAGGGUUUUCAAGUGAAGGACACCUUAAGCAACACUCACAGACACACAAAACAUUCAAAUGCUCUGCAUGUCAUGAUGUGUUUAAGACAGAAAGCCAACUGAAAUUACACAUGAAGACCCACGACGUCCCACAAGCCAGCCUUACCUGCCCAACCUGUAAUAAGGUCUUUAAAACAAAGUCUAGCUUAACUGUCCACUGCAGGUCUCAUUCAAGCGUCAUGCCAUGCCUGUGUUCUACUUGCAACCAGUUCUUUUCAAGUGUAGAGGAGUUGAACGAUCAUCUUCAGAGUCAUGACCAGGUAAACCAGGAUGAACAGCCUUCAGUAAAGUCUACGGAAACGCAGUGUGUUCAUUGCAGCAAGAAAUUUUCCAACUCGACAGCUUUGAACGUUCACCUGUUGUCGCAUCAGGACACAAAGCAAUUUAUGUGCUCUUUAUGCGACAAGGAAUUUAAAAGCCAAUCUCAUUUGAACAGACAUGUAAAACUGCAUGAAUGAUCAACAUUAGAAGGUCUUGGCUAGCUAUUCUUAGGUUUUACUUGUUAUAGUCUUAUGGGAGGGUUGGGGGUUAAAAUCACCAUUUUACUCUGUAUACAAUCAAAAAGAGACACCUUUAAAUAACAUGUAUUUUUCUCGUCACAAUUCACUUUUUCGGCGCUUGCCAUCACGGGGGUAUUAGUUAUUUUAGAUUGUGUUACGGUCACCAAAAAGUUUGGACAUUGGUCUCCGAUUUCUGUACAAAUGUACUGAUUCUAAAUGAACUAUUUACUUGGUUUGUUUAGCUAGUUCUCUAAAUACAAGUAAAUAAUCAUUUU
Molecule: messenger RNA, 5561 nt
Organism: Actinia tenebrosa (Australian red waratah sea anemone)
Lineage: Eukaryota; Metazoa; Cnidaria; Anthozoa; Actiniaria; Actiniidae
Source: RefSeq, a predicted model, not a curated record